This is a messenger RNA of Serpula lacrymans var. lacrymans S7.9, 2790 nucleotides long. RefSeq lists its product as uncharacterized. The record is from RefSeq and is a predicted model, not a curated record. Gene Ontology annotation, biological process: protein N-linked glycosylation; nucleoside diphosphate catabolic process. Lineage: Eukaryota; Fungi; Basidiomycota; Agaricomycetes; Boletales; Serpulaceae. The transcript has 7 exons. Gene Ontology annotation, molecular function: GDP phosphatase activity; UDP phosphatase activity. Gene Ontology annotation, cellular component: Golgi apparatus; membrane. The coding region runs from base 207 to 1868 and encodes 553 amino acids.
GGUAGUCAAAGCACAGUAUUAUUAUUGUAGGCGCCAGCUUAGAGCUGAUGAGAAAAGAGCCAUUGUGGCGUUGUUCCACUCUUCUCCUGCCACAGUUUCCUCGUGUCUAGAAAACUCCCAAAUUUACAUCAGCAGCCAUUCUCAGCCACCAUCGUCCUGCGCGUUCGACCUCUAUCGACCUCAGAGGCGAGGUUCGUGCACGGAAAAUGUACCCCAUAUCGCCUAGAAGCGGCAACUACGAGCGCUUGGAAGGCGGAUUAGGUCCCAGCAGGAUGAACAGAAAAUUCGCAUGGAAGAAGCUGGCUAUUGGCACUGCUGUGCUUAUAGGGCUUGUCUACUUUUUUGGUCCAAGAGUAGAUGUUCCAGAGCUGCCAACACCAGGACUCGAGGAUGUCUAUGUACCACCGCAGCCUGUCAUACCUGAAGCAACAGGCAAGCCUUCUGAACCUACUCAAGACCCAGUCACAGUCACAGAACCUUUGGAACCGUCGACACGCCCAACGUCCCCUGCCACUGAUCCUGACCCGCUGAAAACCGUUCACUGCACCACCCCAUUCAAGGCUGGCUCUCCCAUUGUUCAGUAUGCGCUUAUGAUAGACGCUGGCUCUACCGGUUCAAGGAUUCACAUUUACAAAUUCAACAACUGCGGCUCGUCUCCAUCUUACGAGUACGAGGUAUUCAAGAUGACACAGCCUGGUCUCUCAUCAGACGACUACAAAGGUCACCCAGAAGCUGCCGCUAAGAGCCUUGAUGUCCUGCUUGAUGAGGCGCUGCAUGUUGUACCGGAGCAACUCAGGAGCUGUACGCCGGUCGCGGUAAAGGCGACCGCUGGCCUGAGAUUGUUGGGCACUGAGCGAAGCACGGCCAUCCUAGAUGCUGUACGCCAACGGCUCGUUGACACAUACCCUUUCCCACUACCAGACACUGAUGCCGUUGUCAUCAUGGACGGCAAAGACGAGGGCGUCUACGCGUGGAUUACGGCGAAUUACCUGCUCGACACUAUCCGGGCGGACACUGCUCCCGGCACGCCAACGUAUGCUGUACUGGAUUUGGGUGGAGCGUCUACGCAGAUUGUGUUUGAGCCUCAGUUUGACGACGGUCUUCCGGAUGUCGCUCUUGAGGAGGGUGAGCACAAGUAUGACUUGAAGUUUGGUGGGCAGACGAGGGUGCUGUACCAGCACUCUUAUCUGGGCUAUGGUCUCAUGCGCGCGAGAGCGAGCGUACAUCGUGUCGUAGAUUUCAUGUCGACUCUACGUACAGGGCGUACGGGUACAGAACCUGUUGCGGUGGGUAAUCCAUGUCUGGCACAGGGUACGCAAAAGGUCGUGGAUAUCGAAGAUGGUUCGGAGGAGAGCAAGAGCGUCUUGAUGACUGGUGGAGAUAUUGGGAGCUUUGACGCCUGUAAUCGGGUGUUGGAGCUGGUGAUGGCGAAGGAUGCUGUUUGUGAGCUCAAACCUUGCUCAUUUGACGGUGUCUAUCAGCCUUCAUUGCUAGAUACCUUCCCCUCUGGGAAGGUUCUCCUUUUAUCCUACUUCUAUGAUCGCAUCACCCCCCUCAUAUCCCCGCAAUUGCAAUCUCAGUCGCCGCUCACCGUAUCCACAAUCGCAAACAUCGCAACAGAUGUCUGUCGUGGACGCACAGCAUGGGAGAAACGAUGGGGAGACAACAGUGAGGCGAUGGACGAGCUGGAUGGACGCCCAGAGUGGUGUCUCGAUCUCACGUUUAUGCAUGCGUUGUUGAAGUUGGGAUAUGAGUUUGGAGAUACUCGCGAAGUUGCAUUGGGCAAGCAGAUCGAUGGCACCGAGCUGGGAUGGUGUCUCGGCGCGACGAUUGCUAUGGUCGGUGGCGAGUUGAAGUGUCGUGUGUGAGGCUCUCGAGGUGUUUCUGCGUCCUCAUAAGUCGUGAUCCUAGGCGGCGAUGCCCCCCACAAUGGAAUAUAUAGAAUAUACCCGGAUGUAAUCUGGCUAAAAGCGAGCUCUACUACUUUUAAAUCGUGUACGUUGCAGCCAAAAGGACCUCAACUUGGAGUGUCAAAAGCACUCGAGUUACAGAAUUGGCAGUAUGGUAUUUAUUUCACUACCUAGAGUAAUCCAAGACCUGUCCCUUCUUUCUUUGCACGGUAUCAGUCACGAGUGAGAUCUCACGAAGGGUGCUUUUUGAGGUGAGCGUCGAUUCGAUGCACUUGUGCUAUCGCCUUCAUCGAAGCCUAGAGGUAGGGAUAAAUAUCUGGAGUACUCAUAUGAGAUGGUGAUACUGCUUGCUCCUGAAGUCCUUAGGGCAUCUGAAACUAGUUCUCUCUCCAACGAUAUCCACAGCCAGCGCAACGGUAAAAAGUUGUCAUGGGUUCAUCAGCAGACCUAAUCUGCAACUGAUAAAAGUAUGCUCGGCCGUGAUUGCACUUAUCGCAAUCGGCUGCUGUAGAAUCUGCAUGCUUCCACAUCUCAUCGCCUCCCAAGACGUCGUCCACCUCUUUUUGUUUCAACUUCGUCCUAGAUGUCAUCUACAGGCACAUUUCCAGAAAUAAAAACAAAUCAGAAAUUCCGUUGACCUUCUAUCAUAUCUUCCACCCUAAGCCUUCACGCUCUCAGCGUACCUGUUUCGAAAUGGGAAAUUCAUAAGGACAGCUAUUGCAUGCCCAUUUGUUGUAUCCAGUUUCUGCAGAAAUGACGAGCAGAUUUGCACAGGUUGGACAGAACAGCAUUUUGGCUUUAGAAUGUUCUGUUGGAAAGGACUUUGGGAUCAGAAAAUGUCAUAAAGAACUGGCGGGGCGAGUUGCAGCUGGACGGUCCC